Messenger RNA from Eleginops maclovinus (Patagonian blennie), 3832 nucleotides. RefSeq names its product SH3 and cysteine-rich domain-containing protein 2-like. Gene Ontology annotation, cellular component: extrinsic component of cytoplasmic side of plasma membrane. Lineage: Eukaryota; Metazoa; Chordata; Actinopteri; Perciformes; Eleginopidae. Gene Ontology annotation, biological process: positive regulation of protein localization to plasma membrane; skeletal muscle contraction; positive regulation of voltage-gated calcium channel activity. The transcript is spliced from 11 exons. Gene Ontology annotation, molecular function: protein binding. The record is from RefSeq and is a predicted model, not a curated record. The coding region runs from base 432 to 1733 and encodes 433 amino acids.
UUUAUAGCAUUCCAGAUCACAAGCUUUGUUUGGAUGUAUUCAUACUAAGAUAUUUUUUCGUCAUCGACGUUUUGAUGCUUUCAACCUUUUAUUGAAACUGAAGGACGGAACUGUGCCACAUUGGAGUUUUCCAAUGCGCCGUACGCGAGCCUUAAUCCUGAAUGCUUGUCUUUGCAUGGCAUGAGUGAAAUAUAAACAGCUGGUGUGUGUUUAUGUUUAGAAAGUGUUUAAUCAACAUGCAGUUGGUGUGUGCAGAGUUAAUGGCCAUAAGGCGUCCACCUCGCAGCGCACACACAUUCCUGUGAUGUGGAUCUGUUACAAUUUGCCACGCUUUUAUAUGGCUGAAGCCGGUGAUUUCUUAUCGACAGGAAGCAGUUUGAAGAGUUCUUUUUAAUUGUGUGUCCUCAACGACUCUUUUCUUUACGGUGUCAAUGAUGACUGAGAACAAUGAGAUGGAGAGCGACACUCAGCUCCAGCGCUCCCCAAGCACCAUGUCCAUCCAACCGAUGUCAUCCAAGCUCCAGAGACUAAAACGCUCGCUGUCCUUCAAGACCGUCAUGCGCAGCAAAAGCGUGGAGAAUUUCUUCCAAAGGUCCUACAGCGACGCUCGCCUGCCCCCAGAUUUCAUCACGGACCCGCCUCCCCCUUCUCCCCCACUGCUUCCUGGCUCUCCUCUCGUCGGCCACCGCUCACCCUCCAUAUCACCAUCACUCAGCCCCAACCUAUCCAUUUCCUCCCAUUCCCCAAACCUCAGUCUUUCACCAUCACUGUCCAUAAAGCCUCCCCAACCUCAGAUUACCCACUGUUUCCAGGACCAUGUCUUUCGCAAGCCCACCAACUGCCAGCACUGCAAGCACAUGAUAGUGGGAAACUCCAAACAGGCUCUGCGGUGUAAAACCUGCAAGAUGGCUGCUCACCUGUGGUGCACCUCUGAACUCUCGCAGCAGCUGUGUCAUGGGAAGGUGCGAAUAAGCUUACAAAAUUCUGGAGCGUUCAAGCGAAACUUCAGCUCCCCACUGCUGGUCAAUGACCAACUGUCUGUCGUCAAGGAAGUUCAACCGAGCCAAGAGGCUGCGCGGAUACGUGUAGACCCCGUGUAUGCUGCCCUGCGCUUCGGGACGUCCUUGGCGCAUAUGAGCCGCUCCAGCUUUGGCAGUUUAUCAGAGUCACCAACACGCAGCCUGGGGGAGGGAGGUGAGGAGAUGCAGCAGAGACAGUGCAGCAUGGAUGAAGAGAUUACUCAGGAGACAGGGGACAACCCUUUCCCAGACGCUGAGAUUGAGGAGGAAGAGGAGAACGGCAGCCAGCAGACUCUUGCAGAAGCUGCUGAUCCUGCAGAGGAGAACAAUGUGAUGGUGCCCAAGCGCAUUGAAGUUCACUCCAUCCACACCUAUGUAGCGCUCUACAAGUUUCUGCCUCAAGAACAGAACGACCUGGAACUUCAUCCUGGUGAUCGUGUGCAGGUCACUGACGACUCUAAUGAGGAGUGGUGGAAGGGCAAGAGUGGCGACAAAAUAGGCUUCUUUCCUGCCAACUUUGUUCAGAGGGUCCGGCCGGGAGAGCGAGUAUGGCGGGUCGUUCAGGGCUUUCCCGGAAACCGAGAGAGAGGACACAUGGCCGUGAAGGAGUCCCAGAUCUGUGUGGGGAAGCGGGAAGAAGGUGAUGUGUUUCUAAAGCUGAGCAGCGGGAAGAAGAGAGGUCUGGUCCCAGCUGACUCCAUAGAGGAGAUCUGAGCCUCUGUGCUCACAUCACCAUCCUUCCACUUCUACUCCCACCAGGAGGCUCCUAUCUUCAGACUAUCACCAUCACCCCUCCUCCCCUCUCCCCUCUGCAAAACAACAGCCUUCUGCAACCAAUCCUGCCUGACUUAAACCAAACACACAGAUGAACUGGACGAAAAAAAACGACUGUCUGCCUUUUAAGAGUUUUCAGUUAUGCAGUAGUCAUCUUUUAGAGAGGAACUGUUUUCAGCACUCUAGUUGUAUCUUUACAAUACAAGACCAAUGUUCAGUUAGAUAAAGGUUGCAAGUGAAUGUGCUAGCCAGGUGCCGGUCAAUAUAUAAUUUCCCCCCAUCAUAAAGACGUCUACCAACGUUGGAGGGGGUUGAAUCGUGUCUUGGGAAUAUAGAGUGUCUGUUUGAGUCCUGUACUUGUUUCUGCACCCUCUGUGUGUCUCAUCCAUAUCUGUUCAUGUCAGGGCGUCAUAACAUUGGGCACUUCCCAAGCACAACCACUGCCAGAUAAAACUGCUGCCAUGUAGACAGAGAGGAGAUUUAGAUGAAAGGACAAGACACAAUCUGAAAAUCCUCAGCAUGUGUCAGGCUGAGGUAUAAGUGCACUCGCCAAUUUGACACAGCAGAAAUUAGAAGAUUAUCAAAGGAAAAUUGAGGCUUUGAGGAUCACAGGGAUUAUUUUUCUCUUGACUUUUUUCAGUAUAAAAUACCAAUGAAAAUAUAGUAAAAAAUUGCUUCAGCACAUUCAAAUUCCUGGUAAGAAAGCAUUAAUCAGCCGGUGAACCCCAUGCUCCACAAGUCAAUUUUUUGCUGAAGAAACUUUCCCUUUUAACAAUCUACAGGACAGCAUCUCGGACAUAAAGGGAUUUGUUGAAAGAAUCCUUUGAAUGUUCUUCUGAUAAAUGGCAUAUCUAUCCAGGAAUACAGCUGGGUGUGAAGUAUCUUACAUUAAAAAAGGUCUUCAUCUCUCCUCUUAUUGUUUCAAUGCAAUAUGAUCAAGGAGGCUCUUAAAAAGAAAAGCAGGGAGGGUGAUCUCACAGCAAGACCUUCUGACUGUAGCAGUGGCAGUUCUCCUGUUUUUUCACAUAAAGGAGCUUGACAGGCAUAAAAGGGGUUGGUUUCUGCAGGGACCAGCUGAAGAGCUGCAGUGGGUGUUGCAAAUGUUGCACGGCGUUAUUAAAGGACUUCACUAGAACUGGAGCAGUGGGAAAUAAGCCACGGCCAGAAAAACAACUCAAUGGGGAUGUCUCUGACCAUGACAAGGAGUUUAAGUUUCACCGACAGCUUGGAGGAGGCUGGAAAACAAAAUGGAGGAGGAGGUGCAGUGAGAGGAAUGACAUCAGUGUUGAGCCAUUAUGAGUCAGUGUAUGCAUGCAGGUAGUGUUGUACCCAUGGACGCAUCAGUCAUCAUUGAUCAAAUGUCAUCUCCAUCUUCCCUGUUCGGCCUUGCUCGUCCUUUCUUUAUUGAAGCGCCUGUUCAGUUAUGACAUAAAGUGAAGGCGAUUUUCUUCCAAUGAAUGAAGGUAGAUUUUUGAUGUUUAGACAUCCAUCGAUAAAAAAAUGUUGACCCUUUUUUUAAAAGAACAUCAUCUUGUGUAAUAAAGAAAAUGUUGGUUUGAAACAUACAAUGCAACAGCAGAAUGAUGGCAUUGAAAAAAAUGUAACCUGUGUGUCUUCUUCCAGAGAACUGAGAUCUAGAUUAUAUAAUUUAGUCUACAUUUUAAUACAUAUGAAAGCCUUUAGCAAAUGUGAGAAAUGAGCUUCUCUUCUUGUCAUAAUGAGAAAAGCAAUUUAUUUUCUCCGAUCUUUGUAAAUUGUGCUUUUUGUGUCUCCUUCAUAGUGAUAGCUGUCAUACUCAAAUUUUUGUCAGAUCAAAACUGGACUUAAGAUUCUUACCCAUGUUUACCACUUUGUGCAUUGUUCCUAGUUUUAUGUAGCAUCACACCUUUGAGAACUCAAAAACGUCAGGUAUAUCAUUGGUUGGCCACAUACCUUAAUAAAAAAUCUUUACAAAACAGUCUCUGUACCUUACAUGGACACUUAAGACAGGAUUUGCUCCACUGCAGACGAAGCUUCUGGUGAAUGCUGUUGAUCAUUUA